This is a messenger RNA of Haliaeetus leucocephalus (bald eagle), 1831 nucleotides long. It is a transcript of the gene NMT1, whose product is annotated as N-myristoyltransferase 1. Gene Ontology annotation, molecular function: glycylpeptide N-tetradecanoyltransferase activity. The coding region runs from base 22 to 1512 and encodes 496 amino acids. NCBI's taxonomy places the organism in Eukaryota, Metazoa, Chordata, Aves, Accipitriformes, Accipitridae. Gene Ontology annotation, cellular component: cytoplasm. The transcript has 12 exons. The record is from RefSeq and is a predicted model, not a curated record. Gene Ontology annotation, biological process: N-terminal peptidyl-glycine N-myristoylation.
GCGCCGAGGCCCCGUUUCAAGAUGGCGGACGAUGGUGAGACAGCAGUGAGGCGGCCACCGGCGAGGCCUCCGCGGCCGUCGGCGGAGGAGAACGACCACGAGCACUGCAGCGACUGCGAGAACGAGGCGGAGCACGGGUCCAACCGGGGCGGCUUGAGUCCAGCAAAUGACAGCGGAGCCAAAAAGAAGAAAAAGAAACCCAAACGGAAGAAAGAGAAAGGAGGAGAUCAGCCCGACCAGGCUCAGGAUCAGUCAGUGAAGGUGAACUCUUUACCUGCUGAGAGGAUCCAGGAGAUUCAAAAAGCCAUUGAGCUCUUCUCUGUAGGUCAAGGCCCUGCCAAAACCAUGGAGGAAGCCAGCAAGAGGAGCUACCAGUUCUGGGACACGCAGCCGGUGCCCAAACUAGGAGAAGUGGUGAACACCCAUGGUCCUGUUGAGCCAGACAAAGACAAUAUCCGUCAGGAGCCAUACACCUUGCCCCAGGGCUUCACCUGGGAUGCCCUGGACCUUGGGGAUAGAGGCGUGCUGAAAGAGCUGUACACACUUCUGAAUGAGAAUUACGUGGAGGACGAUGACAACAUGUUCCGGUUCGAUUACUCUCCUGAGUUCCUGCUGUGGGCGCUGCGUCCUCCAGGGUGGUUGCCCCAGUGGCACUGUGGAGUCAGAGUUGUCUCCAGCAAGAAGCUGGUUGGAUUUAUCAGUGCGAUUCCAGCCACUAUCCACAUCUAUGACACAGAGAAGAAGAUGGUAGAGAUAAACUUCCUGUGCGUCCACAAAAAGUUGCGCUCAAAACGGGUGGCUCCAGUUCUGAUCCGUGAGAUCACGCGGCGGGUUCAUCUGGAGGGGAUCUUUCAGGCUGUUUACACUGCGGGAGUGGUGCUGCCAAAGCCUGUGGGGACUUGCAGGUACUGGCACCGGUCCCUGAAUCCUCGGAAACUCAUCGAGGUCAAAUUUUCUCACCUGAGCAGGAACAUGACUAUGCAACGUACCAUGAAGCUUUACCGGUUGCCCGAGACUCCCAAGACUCCCGGCUUGCGGCCAAUGGAGAACAGAGAUAUCUCUGCAGUGCACAAGCUCUUGACCGAUUACCUGAAGCAGUUCCACCUGACGCCUGUCAUGAGCCGAGAGGAGGUGGAGCACUGGUUCUUACCUCAGGAGAACAUCAUUGACACCUUUGUGGUAGAGAGCGCCCCAGGGGAGGUGACAGACUUCCUGAGCUUCUACACGCUGCCCUCCACCAUCAUGAACCACCCUACUCACAAGAGCCUGAAAGCUGCUUACUCCUUCUACAAUGUUCACACCAAGACACCUCUCAUCGACCUCAUGAGUGAUGCUCUUAUACUCGCCAAGUCGAAAGGAUUCGACGUCUUCAAUGCACUGGAUCUCAUGGAAAACAAAACCUUCCUGGAGAAGCUGAAGUUUGGGAUUGGGGACGGGAACCUGCAGUAUUACCUGUACAAUUGGAAGUGUCCUAGCAUGGCACCAGAGAAGGUCGGACUGGUGUUGCAGUAAGCGAGCCCUUGCCAGGAGAGCGCGCUGCCGCCGAGGAGCCAGGCCCAGUGAAGGUGCUGCCCUCGUCCUUUCCGCCAAAGCCAGACCUACGCCGGGAGAGGUGGAACCGAACCAGCCGCACAGCCACCCACCGCCUGGAUUCACCGACCGUGUCCCGCAGCGCCGGCCGCCGCUCCCCCGCUGGCAUCAGCGGUCUCCUUUGUUUUGAUUUAAUUGCAUCCUCGUAAAGACGUGAUCAAGGGAAUGUAACUGCUGAAACUAGCUCAUGAUUGGCAUAUAAUGGAGUUAACGGGUGAAUAAUAAAAGUAUAUAUUAUAUA